AGAGCAACGCUGGACGUCGGGUUGCGGCACAAGCCUGGUGGCAAACUGAGUGCAGAAAAUGAAGAUUUUGAUUUCUGUUUGAUGAAGUUACGCAGUUUGAUGCCAAUGUCAAACACAAGAUGGUUUAGAUGGAAAUGUAGCAAAUUUGACUGAGGGAUUAGUAAAUAGGCCAAGGGACCCAAUGAUGUGAAGUGGUGUUGAGCUCAUCAUUGAUAAAAUUUCAAGAUUCCUUCUUAACCAUGCUGAAACUUAAAAAAAUGAAGAGGACCUUAUCUGAUGCAAUUUAAGGCAAUCUGGUCUGCAAUGUGCCAGUGUUUCAUUUAGGUACACUGCUGUUAAGACAGAAGGUUUCUGUGCAAUGGAGGUCUCCAAGGCUUUGGGAUCAAGACUGUUCAUGACAAAUGCUGUAGAAACAAGAGAUGAACAUGAUGAGAAGUAUGAUAAGUGCUACCAGAUGGUGCAGAGUCUUACCUCAGGUGUAUCAGAAAAGGAGGCUCAUGAUGCCCUGAACAACAGCAUGUCCAAAGGUCCACAGGCUCAUGAUGACAUAUCUCAGGGCCUACUGGUGUGGGUCCUGUCUGACCCAGCAUCUGCCAACAAGAUAUACAGGGACUUGACUUUAGUCACGAGAGAUGGCUUCAGUGCAGUUAUUGCACAAAUGCAGUUCCUCAUCAUGGAGAAAUACACCAAGCUUCUAGAGUCGGCAAAGCAGCAGUUGGUGUGGCUAAUCCGAGAAAUGAUUCGGAACUCAGUGAAUGGUACGGACGCGCUCUGCUGGAACUUGAUGCGGCAAAUUGUUGGUGGAGAUGUGUCACCAAAGAACAUUUGGCUGGCGGAAAGCCUCUUGGACAUCUAUGUCGAGAACAGAUCGUGGCUGGAGAAGCACCCGUUCCUGGUGGCGUCGGCCGUAUACUCGUACCUACGCAUCACGGAGGACCACCUGGCGCCGCCGUACCACGCGCUGCGGCAGAAGGAGACGGCGUUCGUCGUCUCCCUGCUUCGGGAGCGGUUCGCCGACUGCAUGAUGAUCGGCCGGGACCUGGUGCGCCUGUUGCAACACGUCUCCAAGAUCCCCGAGAUCGAGGCCGUGUGGCGCGACCUGCUGCACAACCCUACCGUGUUCCUGCCGACGUUCGGCGGCCUGCUGCAGCUGAUGCAGUCGCGCACAUCACGCCGCUUUCUGCAGUGUCGCUUGACGCCCGACAUGGAGAAGAAGAUCGUCUUCCUCACCUCGCAGAUCCGCUUCGGCAUGCAGAAACGCUAUCAGGAGUGGUUCCAGCGCCAGUACCUGUCGACGAGUGAGUCCCAGUCGCUGCGCUGUGACCUGAUCCGCUUCAUCGUGGGCGUGAUCCACCCGUCGAACGAGCUGCUCUCGUCGGACAUCAUCCCUCGCUGGGCUGUCAUCGGCUGGCUGCUCACUACCUGCACGGCUCAGGUGGCCAUCGCCAACGCCAAGCUGGCCCUCUUCUACGACUGGCUGUUCUAUGACGCGGAGAAGGACAACAUCAUGAACAUCGAGCCGGCCGUGCUGGUGAUGCACUUCUCACUGCGGCCGCACCCGGCCAUCACUGCCACCCUGCUGGACUUCAUGUGUCGGGUGAUCCCGACUUUCUACCCGCCGCUCACGGACAGGGUGGGCCAGGGCAUGUUCACGGCGCUGCGUCAGAUCAUCAAGAUGCGCGUGCUGCCCUCGUUGUCGCCGCUGUUCCAGAACGCCAAGCUCGACAAGGACCUGCGCAAGAUGCUGCGGGACCGGUUCACGGAGUUCUGCACCGAUGUGGUGGUGAAGUCGGACGAGUACCAUGACAUGCCCGGUGCGGAGCCCAUGCAGACCGGCCACGACUUGGUGAUGCCCAAGUCGCCGCCGGCUGACGAGGCGGCCUUCAGCGACGAGGAGGACGAGGUGGUCGCCAUGCCGGUGAAGACGGAACAGGCGGCCCCGGAGCCGGCGGAGCCGGUCGCGGCGCCGCCCGGCCCGGCCGGCGACGAGUCGCCGCAGGCCGCCGAGCCGCAAUCGCCACCCUGCGGCGAGGAGUUCGCCGAGGCGCUCGAGUUGUUGGGCCCGCCGCUCCGCGAGCAGCUGACUCGGCUGCGCACCGAGACGGACCUCGAGCUGCAAUGCGGGGCGGUGGAGCGGCUUUGCGUGGCCGCCUGCGAGUACGAGCUGCCUGAGGAAGAGCUGAAUGCCCUGGCGCUCUGCCUCUCGACGCUUUGUAGCAAGACGCUCAACUCGAACAUCUACCCACCCGAGGAGGACAACCACGAUGAGUCGCUGGAGGACUCGAUCAGCCAACCUCUGUUCGUGGUGAUGCGGUGUCUGUGCGACGCGCCCGAGGAGGACCCGACCCGCCAGACGCUGGUCUGCCUGCUGGCAGAGAUGAGCUGCCGCGCCUCCCGGCUGCCCUACCUGCUGCUGCACUACAUCAACGUCAGGAUUGCCAAAGAAGAAAAGGAGACGAAGGCCAAGUGGUUCGGCGUGUACAAGGAGCUGUGCCAUGCGAGGGACACCAAUCGGGAGCUCUCUGCCUGCGUAGUGGAGGAUCUCAAGACGUGUCAGGAAGAGGAGCAAAGCCUAUUCAUCUGGCUGGUGCCCAGCCUCUUCACCCACCUGAGCACGGCAUGCGUCGGCAACGUGGAGCUGAUGAACAUGAUCGUCAGCUCGCUGGACUCAAGCCAGCUGCUGCAGCUGCUCAGCCACAUCGUACAGGCCGAUCUAGUCAUGUUCAGAAAGGACUCCUUCAUGAAAGUGCUCAACGCCAGCUUGGAGUGGGAGACGUUCGAGCAGUACUGCCUCUGGCAGCUGGUGGAGGCACAUGAGCUAACUAUUGACUACAUCCUGCCCCUGCUGACGCGCAUCCAGAGUCGGGAGCACGCUGAGGCUGUUAGCUGCGUUAUGCUGAUGCUCAAGCGGGAGGAGCCGUGUAUGGAGCUAGUGAAGCCGCUGCUGCAGCGAACGGCCGAGCAGCCACACGACGUGUUCGUCGCCUCGGUGCUUAAGUACUGGUCGACUGAGUACGAGGAGCAGACGGCGCAGCUGAUUGCCAACCUCAUCAACCGCACCAGCUUGACGCCGAGCAAGCGACGCCGCAACUCGCCGCGCGCCAACCUGCCCACCACGGAGCAGAUCCUGGGCCACCUGGACCAGAUGCGCACCGCCCUGCGCACCGCCUCGUUCUGGAGCAUCGACGAGGUGCAGACGGCGCUCAGUGUGGCACAGAGCGGCUCCAACGAGGCGCAGCGCAAGCGCUUUGCCGACUUGUUCGCGCUGAUCGAGGUGGAGGAGGAGGCGCGGACGCGGCGAGGCCGGAAGGCGGCGGCGCGUGGCCGCGCCACCACCAAGAGCAUACAGAAGACGGAGACGGACUCGGACGACACGACCGAGGACGAGGAGGUGAUCAAGAAGCCGGCCAAGAGGAGACGGAGGAACAAUCAACUGAACUCCGACAGCGAUUGAGGGCCACAAGUGUUUUACGCGGCGGCGCACUGCCGACGCACCUUUUGCGGGAAGUGUUUUUUUUUAAUAUACACAUUUGAUGUA
This is a messenger RNA of Pollicipes pollicipes, 3538 nucleotides long. It is a transcript of the gene IntS3, whose product is annotated as integrator complex subunit 3. NCBI's taxonomy places the organism in Eukaryota, Metazoa, Arthropoda, Thecostraca, Pollicipedomorpha, Pollicipedidae. The transcript has 20 exons. Bases 359 to 3454 code for a protein of 1031 amino acids. The record is from RefSeq and is a predicted model, not a curated record. Gene Ontology annotation, cellular component: cytoplasm.